This is a messenger RNA of Asterias rubens (European starfish), 4873 nucleotides long. Its product is annotated as peroxisomal NADH pyrophosphatase NUDT12-like. NCBI's taxonomy places the organism in Eukaryota, Metazoa, Echinodermata, Asteroidea, Forcipulatida, Asteriidae. The record is from RefSeq and is a predicted model, not a curated record. Gene Ontology annotation, molecular function: protein binding; NADH pyrophosphatase activity. The transcript is spliced from 5 exons. Gene Ontology annotation, cellular component: cytosol. Gene Ontology annotation, biological process: NADP+ catabolic process; NAD+ catabolic process. The coding region runs from base 1486 to 2940 and encodes 484 amino acids.
AUAGGGCUGUGAUGUCAAAAUAGGGCUGUGAUGUCAAAAUAGGGCUGUGAUGUCAAAAUUUGUAUCGCAUUAGCAGUCGCAGGAAUUAGUAACCUGGCUUUAUUCUCAAGCACUAAUCCAAUCAAAUCCAGUGGUUUCUCCUGCUAAGAUGUAUGAGUUGUCGGGAUAAAAGAAAAAUGUUUUAAAAAUAUUUCAUUUUUCUCCCUUCAUCUUCAGAUUUGUUUCAAAAAUGUGGAGAUGCAUAACCAAAAAGACAUAACCCUAUUUAUGAUAUAACCUCAAGAUUCCUCAAAGAAAACUGUGUAUCAUUGGCAGCAGUUUAUGAAAAUCAAAGGGCGAAGGGUCGAGUAGUCUGCCAUGCAUCCGAUUGGUUGAAUGGUCACUUUGGCGUAAGCAAAUUAAUCAUGUACCAAGAUUGAACCGUAUUUUUUUCAGAUGACUAGUUUGCAAUUUACUACUGUUUUAAUUUGAAACAAGUCUAGCUUUUUAAACUUAACCCUUUUUGUUGAGAGUUACACUUUAAGUUACUAAACCUUUGUCACCACUUUAAUGUCAUUAAGUUGAACUUUGCUCCCAAUAAAAUUUGAAAAAUGGUAAGAAAAAGAUUGGUUUUAUUUUUCACUAUGUUCAUAUAUUAUAAUUAGACAUUCAUAAGUUGUUGCGGGUCAUUAUUGAUUACUCCUGAGUCCUCCUGAGAAAAGUAACUUCCACUCGGGAAAGGGGGUGUGGUUGGAAAGGGUUGGGGUGUGAUCAGAAAGGAUUAGGGUGUGGACAGAAAGGAUGUGGGUGGUGGUGAAAGUUCCUGGGUGUUACUAAAGAUGGAUUGAACUCUGAUUGUUAGAGGGAGGGUGCUACCUGUCCAAGGCAAUUAUCGAUUUUGUUUUAUAAAGUCUUGGAUAGGUGAGGAAACUUCACAUUCUUGAUUCAAAACGGUCCAGGGAUGGUUUUCCAUAAAAAUCACUGCGUUUUUAGGUGGUCACAUGUUUUAGUAAAACAUUGAUUUUUGCUCCACAAACCAAUGUUGAAUUAUAAUAAUAGACCUUUUUGCACAAACGCACAUUGCACAAGCACUAGCUGUUGCAUGAGGUGAAUGCUGGUCUAGCUGUAAAUUAGCGAUCAAACUAGAUCAGAUUCUCACCAGGCCGAUUAGGUACAUUAGUGAGCGGGCAUGGCUAAACUCCACGUUCACUGCCCGAAAGGUUGAGGAAAAAAAAUCGCGAGAGGGCUCGCUUGUCUUGCGCCCUCUGUUGUGAAGAAGUUGCACAGCUGGUUGUAUAAAAAACAUGUGGCGUGUUGAGUGACCUUGUCGUACGGACAUACCCUGGACAGCCCACCAGCAAAAAGCUAGAGAAAAGAGCAUGAUCUUCCAUGGCUCUGUUAUACUUCUGAGAAAGUUUGUUUGCUGAGUCUCAACCAAAGAUAUACAGCGCCGUAUCAACCCGAAUUAAGUUUCUUACAUGCAUGGAGAGUUAAACUAAGUUCAACAUGACAGAAGACCCAAGCACAAAACCAGUCAAGACACAGAUACUAAAGGCUCUCCACUCAAGCGCCAGCGAUGGUGACCUUCAGACUGUGUCCAGAUUGAUCAAUGGAAUUGCUGAUGUUAACGGGGUUGACGAUCACGGCUGGACUGCGCUGAUGUUAGCAGCCAGGAAUGGCCGUGAUAAAGUUAUCAAACUUCUUCUAGACAAAGGAUGCGACUACACUCUGAUGAACCCAGCCGGUCAGACUGCUCUCGCUAUCGCCGAUUUCUGGCACCAUCCAGCCGUCUCGCAUCUCAUCAACCAACACGCUCAACAAGGAAGUAGUAGCGCCGACAACAACAAUAUCAUCAAUUUCUUCGGCCUCAGCAUCCUGGAUCGGUUCAGUCACAAGAGAACGGAGAAGGAGUGGCUGAAACAAAAACGGAUGGACCAAGCGUCAACGUUUGUCCUGUUCAGCCAAAGUAGUCCCUAUGUCACUUGGUCGGACAGCAGCAGUUGUAGAGUGUGCCGCUUCCAAUAUAACCAGCUACAAUUUCUCUUGGAGAAGCCGGAAGGCGAUCAACCAACUCUGAUCUUCUUAGGAGUUGGAAAGAUCCCUGUUUUAGAAUCCGAACCAUCACCCUCAGACAGUACCUCUUCAACUACUACUACCUCUUCAGCUACUACUACCUCUCCAGCCACUACUACCUCUGAUUCAGACGACCCCGCCUGGUUUGCUCUGGACGUUGCAGACAUCCCCGAAGAUACCAUAAAAGGAAUCGCCCCAAGCGCGGAGCUGCUCUCCCCUAAAAAUUAUUUGGCACUGAUGUCAUUGGCCGAUAAUGAGGCAGGUGUAAUUGGUCAAGCGAGGGCGCUGUUUUCAUGGCAUGACAGAUACAAAUUUUGCCCGACCUGUGGAAGUUCAAUGAGGAUUGAGGAGGCUGGAUACAAGCAUGUGUGUGAAAACAAAGAGUGUCGCAGUUUGAAGGGAGUGCAUAAUACAUGUUACCCGAGGGUAGAUCCUGUGACAAUCAUGGCCGUCAUCCACCCUGACGGGAACCAGUUACUGCUUGGACGCAAGAAACAAUUCCCAAGGAAUAUGUACUCCUGUUUGGCUGGAUUCAUGGAACCAGGAGAAACCAUUGAGGAUGCUGUGCGCAGAGAGGUUCACGAAGAAAGUGGGGUCAAAGUCGGUCAUGUGACUUAUCACUCCUCCCAACCUUGGCCCAUGCCUUCGACGCUCAUGAUUGGUUGCUUUGGGUAUGCCGUUUCCACGGAGAUCACCGUGGAUACCCAGGAACUAGAGGAUGCGAGAUGGUUUGCGAGGAGGGAUAUUGUAGCUGCUCUCCAGACGGGGCGAGGUACCGGUGAUACUAGAUCGGGAAGCAGUGAGGGUCCGAAAUUACUGCUUCCAUUUAAACAGGCCAUUGCGCAUCAACUGGUCAAGGCGUGGGUCGGCAUGACAGCAAACCUUUAGGCAUCAUGGUGAUGAAGUCGAUGAGUCACACGUGGGCUUUUUUUAUUUUUAAGACUUUUGACAAGUUUGUUUUUCAUUUUAAUUUUUUUUUCUUCAAGAUUUGGAUCGGUUUAUGUUUCUGAAAACUGGCACAAUAUACCUUAUGCAUUGAUGCGCACGCAGCCGCCAUCUUAGAGGUAAAAUGAUGACGAAACAAUCGAAACGCACAGACUGGUACGUGUGCCACACUGGUUUGGCCAACGUUCAGCUGCUUUUUACAUCUAGGUGAGGGCGCCCCACUGAUAUGACAUCAUAAUAUAAGGGCUAUAUGGCAGCCUAACCUCCUUAGGAUUUUGCUGUGAAAAUGUAAAACUUCCAUCCUUUAAACAUGGAGUUCUGUUUAACAAGUUCUCUAAUGAGGGCGCUAAAACACUUUCAUAGACCUUAUUGCAAAUAUUCAGUACGCGCACAUUAGACAUUGAAUGAGGUGCAUGCUGGUUUAGAAAGUGAUCAAGUUUGAUCGCUGGCUAGACCAGCAUGCACCUCAUGUAACAGUUGGCUCUAACCAAAUGGGAAUUUCGAAAAGGUCUAUGAACACAACAUAUUUAUAAAUACCAUGUGAGGCAAAGUCUUUCACUGACAAAAAUGUGCAAAAGGAACAUAUUAAUUCUCAUGAGACAUCUUGUAAAUUAUUUAUAGAAUUAUUUUUAUUUUAAUUUUUGAUUGUUAAUAUUCCCCAAAUCAUUUAUUUAAAAUUUUACCUGUACAUUGAUAGUGUUAUUUAAUUGAAUUUAUUAUAUACUUUAAUUUAUUACUGAUGGACAUUAUAAAGAUUCCAGAAAUUGUUUAAAUGCGGGGAACACAAUUUGCAGGUAAAAUAAAUAGAUAUUUAAUAUAAAACUUAAUUUUUAAAAAUAAUUUUCGGCCUUUUAGUGGACAAUUUUGCCUGCCUGUCUCUUGUACCCAAAAACUAACUUUCUAACAGUAGUAUCGAGUAUUUCAUAAAGUUAUCAUAUUUGUUACAGAGAGUCGAUAGCCACAAACUAGCUAGUCUUGGUUCCAAGACCUUCGUGCCGUAUCGCUCGCUAGCUUUGAGAAAGUCUAUUCUUGGUUUGAUUUCCAGGAACUGAAAUGAAUUCAAGAAGAAAAAUGCGCCCUCUGUCGUUACAUUAUGUUACGAGUAUGAGAUAAUGACAUAUUGGGCAAAGACUACAAACUAGUGCACUAAAAACCGCAUUUUGAUGGUGUGGAAUGGUCGACAGAAAGACGUGCAUUAAUCUGUAGUCUUCACCACAAGAAAUCAAAACUAUCCUUUAUGCCGUUGUUGUAUUCAGAUUGCACAUCAAUUUAUCCCAUUCAUUCUCCUGAAGACGAGCAGAGUAUACUGUUCGAAAUGUCGAGACCAAACUGGCUCUUUUCAGAGCCAACACUCUCUCAAAAGAGAUUUACACAUGUUUAUACCCGCAACUGUUUGCCAAAUUACUGUUAUAAGAGUGCAUAUAAGUCCGCUCUAGACAGAAGUGUCUAUUUUCCCAUCAGUCUUUAAUACAAACCGUUGAGCUUGUUUGCUUUUUGAUACACAGCGAGUUUGAUUUUUUGUAAUGAUUAAAUGUUAGCAAGCUAUACAUGAACUGUUGAUUUACUACACAUUCAUAAAUACCUCAGACACUAUUCACUAUUCCUAUUGGUGGAGAGCACGUCACCUUUUGGGUGUUUAAACGGUUGAUAAUGACCAGCUGGAGCUGUUUAUAACUGGUUGUUUUCGGAUACGUUUAGAUGUAUACUACGCGUACGAAUGCAUAUCUGAAAACUGUUUCGGUCAUAAAAAUGCAACACACGUACAGAGCUCAUCAAGGACGUCGGAAAACGGAUAAGUUGUACAAGGUGUUUCAUACUUUAUUACGUCUUUUAACCAUGAAGGCAUUUAUGAAUGGGAAUAAAAGAGUUGUGACUC